UGUUAAAAAUAAGUAUAAUUUAUGUACAUAUGUAGUUUACCUAGUAGUGAUACACGAGACUUCAAUAAGAGCGUUUAGAUUUCGUAAAUUUAAAAAUAUAUUUAAAUAGUUUUACACUAGUUUAUCAGAUUUUAUAAACUGUAAAUUUGUCUAAAGAAGUGAUCGAAUAUUAUUAUCACUACCUUUAAAUCAUUUUCAAAUAACAAUUUCAAUAUGGCGGCCGAACACGGCACGGAUAAGCAAUAUGCAAUAAAUUUCAAAACUUCGUUAAGACCGCAAGUAAUUUUAUUAUUUAGCGGUAAAAGAAAAUCUGGGAAGGAUUUCAUUACAAAUGCAUUGCAUGAAAAAAUUGGUUCUGCCAGUAGUGUUAUUAUAAGGUUGUCAGGACCGAUCAAAUCUCAUUGGGCUAAAUCAUUGGAUCUCGAUAUUAAUCAACUGUUAGGAGAUGGAAAAUAUAAAGAAUCUUACCGUCUUGAAAUGGUUAAAUGGGGAGAAAAUAUGAGAAAAAAAGAUAACGGAUAUUUUUGCCGUGCAGCUUUGGACAUGUAUAACGCAUACAGCAAACCAUUAUGGAUAGUAAGUGAUAUACGAAGAAAAACUGACAUACAAUGGUUCAAACAAAAUUUUGAAGGUAUAUGUAAAACAAUUCGCAUUGUUUCUGAUAAUUUAAUUAGAGAGAAGCGUGGUUGGGCUUUUAUUCCAGGUAUUGAUGAUUCAGAAACUGAAUGUGAUUUAGAUGAUAUAAAAUCAUGGGACUUGGAAGUAACUAAUAACGAUGACAAUAUAGAGUAUAUAUUGCAGCAGAUACUAAGAUUAAUUAAUUAGCAAUAAUAAAC
This is a messenger RNA of Colletes gigas, 836 nucleotides long. It is a transcript of the gene Pmvk, whose product is annotated as phosphomevalonate kinase. The coding region runs from base 214 to 825 and encodes 203 amino acids. Gene Ontology annotation, molecular function: phosphomevalonate kinase activity. NCBI's taxonomy places the organism in Eukaryota, Metazoa, Arthropoda, Insecta, Hymenoptera, Colletidae. Gene Ontology annotation, biological process: isopentenyl diphosphate biosynthetic process, mevalonate pathway; cholesterol biosynthetic process. Gene Ontology annotation, cellular component: cytoplasm. The transcript is spliced from 4 exons. The record is from RefSeq and is a predicted model, not a curated record.